AUGCCGUUUGGGCUCACCAACGCGCCGAAAGUAUUCAUGGACCUGAUGAAUCGGGUAUGCAGACCGAUGCUUCAUCGCUCAGUUAUUAUGUUCAUCGAUGACAUCUUGGUGUAUUCCAAGCUCAAAGAGCGGCAUGAGGAGCAUCUCCGCGAGCUACUAAGGGUUCUGAGGCGAGAACGGCUUUAUGCCAAGUUCUCAAAAUGGUACUACCGGAGAUUUAUUUUGGAUUUAUCCAAGAUUGUGGUACCCCCCACUCGUCUGACGAGGAAGGGGGUAGAUUUCCAGUGGGGACCUGAGCAGCAGACUGCAUUCGAGACUCUGCGACAGAGACUUUGCGAGGCUCUGGUGUUGACCCUCCCUGAGGGAGUAGAGGAUUUUGUGGUUUUCUGUAAUGCGUCCAUCACCGGGCUAGGGGCAGUCCUCAUGUAG
Molecule: messenger RNA, 429 nt
Organism: Lactuca virosa
Lineage: Eukaryota; Viridiplantae; Streptophyta; Magnoliopsida; Asterales; Asteraceae
Source: the annotation of a GenBank genome assembly